CUGUCACCCUUUGCUUGGCCAAAAAACUCAACGGUGGCAACGUGGACGAUCCGUUCACAGCAUUUGCAACUAUGGGACGUAUAAAACGCCAUGUGGGAGACCAGGAAUUCAAUUCGUACCUCAAGCGUUUGCCACCCACACUGAGGAGAGAUUAUAACAAAUUAACAGAAAUACAAUUUGAGCCGCAUACUAAUUUAAAUGGACGGGAUGUCCAAGAAAUAGAGCCCAGUAGGAACUUGAAGACGAGUUUAAGGUUUCGCCGAGGGUCUGUCGGCAGUGUCCAGGAUGUUCCGCUUUGCAGGGAGCUUUCGAAAGACCUUAGUAACUUGGAAUUUGGAAUAAUUCCUCAAGAACUAUAUGUUAGACUCCUAGACCACGAUGAUUAUAAGACCAGGGCACAUGCCGUUGAAGAACUAAAGAAUGUCCUCAGUGACCUCAAUUUUAAUUCUUUAUCGUUUCCAGCUAUUUUAGGUUUUAUUGGCUUUUUAUCUAAUUUACUUGACGACUCCAAUUUUAAAGUUGUACACGGUACUUUGGAAAUAAUCAACUUACUGGUAGUUAAGCUCAAUCAUGAUGUGGUGAAUUAUCUCAAGCCCAUUACAUCCACAACAGUAAAAGUACUAGGUGACAAUAAAGCUGUCACUAAACAGGAGUACAUGAAAGUUUUUAUGGGUUUAAUGAAACAGGUUGGUCCUCAAAGAGUACUUGACAUGCUGCUUGAUAAUAUAAAGCAUAAAAAUUCCAGAGUAAGAGAAGAAGUGUUAAACAUCGUUAUUGCUUCACUUUACCAUCCGAGUGAAGAUUUUGAUUUACCUAGCCUUUGUCGCACUGUUGCACCUACAUUGACUGACUCCAAGCGAAGGAUCCGCCAUGCAGCAUUAGAGGCUUUUGCUGUGUUGGCUUCAUCCAUUGGUACCAACCGAACAUUUUUGGUUAAAGCAGUGGACGCAGUAGAGAUACAGGAAGAUGGGGAUGGGCUGAUGGCUGCAGUGCAAGCUAGAUUAGCGAGAAGAACUCUACCAAAGUUGACCUCACAAGGACUUGUGGAAUAUGCAAUACCAAUGCCAACUUCUGCUCACGGCAGAGGAGUGCAGAUUCCCCUGGGAUCAGAUACUGAAUGGCUGCUGGCAACUGGAAGAACUGGAAGUGCGCACGGUGAUCAGGAGACUGACUUUUGGAACUAUGGAUCACCAAGCCCCAUUAGUGAUGAAUGUAUCUCUUCCAGAAGAGUGUUGAGUGCAGGCAGAGGAAAGAACAAAUUACCGUGGGAAAAUGCAAAUUCAGUUACCAGGGGAUCUAUUCAACAAGCUAGGUUACCUAACACAGCUCCGAUAGAACAGGUUCAACCUUACAAUGAUGUGCAACAGACUUCAAAACUAAGAACCAUUCAAUUGAUGCAAGCUGCCGAUGAUAUAUUUUUUACCAGAAAGUCCAAUGUCCGAAGUGCAAAGCUUAAUGAGGGCCUGGAUUUCAAUCUUGAGAGUAACCUAGAUGGUCUGAGAAAUUCUGGUUUUGGAGAAUCUCCUCAGUCUCGUCCUUCAGGCAAGAGGGGACUUUUAGGUUACUCCAGAAUGUUACACACACAAAGCACCAGUGUGGACUCUGAUCUGCAGUAUUUUGGAAUUGGAAACCAUUUGCCACAAGACAAAGGGGACAGUUUGCAAGAGACUCGUUCUCCCAUCCCUCUCAAACCCACAUUGGUAAAAUCGAUGUCCUCUCGAAGAGGCCUCAUCCCUACGAAACCUGUACCUCCCAUUCCCAGAGGCACAAGUCCAAUGGUUGAAGCAGAAAUAGCUAUAUUUGGUAACAGGAAGGGAACGAGCAAACCAGAUUCAGAGCAGAUUUGGGAGGAAGAUGGGGGAAAGAAGAUAGAUGAUAAUCUCAAAUUAGACCUUUCUUCCUUGGACUACAAAGAGGACGAAGCAGAUCAUGAAGAGAUGAUGAUUUCGCUGAAGUCUUUGCGAAAUAGUGCUGCAAAGAAGAGAGCUAAAUUGAGCAGCAGCACAUCUGAUAUCGAAAGCCCAGACUCUGACCUUAAACUUGAGCUGGGCGUGGAUUCCACCUCGCGCACUUCAUCGCCUUACACAAGCACUUACACCGAGAGUGGCGUUUACAGUCAGGAGUCACUGACUUCUCCUUUCCCUUGUGACAAAAAGAUAACGUCUGAUAGUUCUUCUCGAUUAGGAUCCAAACAGCGUCUUGGGGGAGUGCCGUCAGGAAAAGCCAGGCUACCAGCUUCAGUGGAAAACAGCUCGGUCUCAGGAGUAACGUUGCGUGACAAAGCAACUUCGGAUGUAAGCAUUAUUGGCCAGCGCAUGAGCUAUAGGAAUGGAAUACUAGAUUCUGAAGAAGAUAAGCGGAUUGAAGUAUCUUCUUUAGGUUCUAAAUUUCAUUCCAAAGAACAGCAAAAAACUCUAACAAGCAAUAAAGCUGUGAGAGGACUGACUGGGUCUACCAUCAGUAUGCAGCAAAUGAACAGCCAUGACGUUACUUCAGGAUCAGAAGACUCUGUUGUUAUUGUAGGAAAAGGAGUCUUUGGAAGCGCCCUGAUGGCUCCAUUAACUUGCAGUCAAGCCACGAUCUCCGCUCUUGAUAAUGAAGAUGAUAUCUCUAGCCCAAGGCACAAGAUUGAGCCUCCUUCAGGAAUCUAUGGGAGAGGUGUACAUCAGAAUAGCCACACGAGCAUUGUCACUAGCGAGAGUGAGAGAGAGAUCUGCAUGUCAAAAUCCGCUCGGGAUAAGACGAAGCAAAGGAAACGUGAAGGAAAUGAACAUCCAGCUGAGCAGGGAGAUCAAGAAUAUAAAGAUCAUGAAAACAGAGAAGAGCAUUUACGCCUAAAGAAUAUGGAACCAAAUAAAAUGGGAACUGAAAGCCUGAGUAUCAGUGGUGAUGUUCUUCUGAAAAAUGACUAUUCACCUGGAGAAACCAGCCAUCUCAGUCCAACACACCUCAAACGAACGAGUAGUAUAAGAAAGAAUCGGACACCCAACUCUCCAAAUUCUGGAGAGAACUCACCACUCUCUAGAGUAACAAUGCGCAAAGAUCAAAUGCCUUCCAUCGCACAUAGCCCAGAUGUUGUAGAUCCUGAUGAGUUGAGGCCUUUCUCCAAACCAGAAGUUGCACUUUCUGAAGCUCUUAAACAGUUGGCUGACGACGAUUGGGAGAAGAAAAUCGAAGGCCUAAAUUGUUUUCGAAGUCUUUGCACUUACCAUCCAGAUGCGAUAAUCGCAAGACUGCAUGAGACUGUCUUUGCUGCUGUUCAAGAGGUGAAAAAUCUACGCUCUGGUGUUUCAAGAGUUGCAAUACUCGGUGUAGCAGACAUGUUUACAACCUUGAAAAAGAAUAUGGAUCAAGAGUUGGAUAAUACUGUUAGAACCCUCUUGCACAAAGCUGGUGAAUCUAGUAUCUUCAUACGAGAGGAUGUGGAUAAAGCACUAAAUGCAAUGAUUGUCAAUGUUACCCCAGCCCGAGCACUUUCAUCUUUAAUUAGUGGUGGAUUGAACCACCUUAAUCCAGUGGUUAGAAAAUGUGCAGCAUUGCAUCUUUCGAAUUUAUUGGAGAGAAUGGAACCGAGUCGACUCUUACCUGGUAUUAAAGAUGUCACCGAUCGAAUUAUACCUGCAGUGGCAAAGUUUGUACAGGAUGUGUCCCCAGAAACUAGAUAUUAUGGACGUAAGAUGCUGUUUCUUAUGAUGUCAUCCCACCACGACUUCGACAAAGUCCUUGAAAAACACUUGACGCCUAAGGAUUUACCUUGCAUUCGAGAUACUGUUAGUAAUCUACAGCAAAAGGGCCUUGGAGAAAUGCCUUUGGACACCCCUUCAGCGAAGGGCCGGCGUUCUCAUCCUAGUAGUGGAGGGAGCUUUCGAGCUUCCGCUAGCUCGAGGGAAGUACAUAGUUUGACAGGAAGGGAUACAGCAGAAGGAGUAAUCAAUUUACGAGACUAUACAUGGAAACCAACACAACGGAACUUGAUAGAAAAUGCAGAAUAUAUCAAGGACAUUACAAACUUGCUGGGUGCAAAGGAUUUUCGUGAUCGUAGCCGAGGGAUUGAGCAACUCGUAACAAAUUGUCAAAACAAUCAGGACCUUGUUAUAACAAAUAUUGUUAAGAUUUUUGAUGCUUUCAGACCUCGAUUACAUGACUUCAACAGCAAAGUGAAUCAAAUGGCAUUAGAAGCAAUGCGGAAGAUAAUUCCACUGUUGAAAGAAAAUCUAGGUCAAGUUUUGAAUAUAGUUGUGCCUGCCAUUGUAGACAACAAUCUAAAUUCCAAGAAUCCCGGGAUAUAUAAUGCUGCCAUUAGUGUUGUUCAGACCCUCAUUCAUCAUAUAGAUAAUUCAUUACUACUACAGCUUUUCUGCAACAAGGCACUGUUCCUGAAUGGAAAAGCAAAGCAGGAUAUGACCGAGAAAUUGGCAGAUAUUGUACCUGAGCUGUACACACGGAAGCCUCAGGUUGUUGAGCAAAAGGUAUUGCCCGUUUUGUGGCAUCUUCUGGGGAACAUGACGAACAGCGGCUCAAUUCCUGGAAGCGGAGGAAACAUCCGCGUGGCUGCAGUUAAAUUGGCAAACGUUCUCUUUGCAGCAAUGGGUCAAAACUUAAUCGAUCAAGCCUCAAAUCAACAACAAAACAUCGGAAAGACUUUACAAGAUCUGCUAGACUACAAUCCCUAAACCGAGAAAGCGCAUCUUUCAGUGUUAACUUGUUGAAAAUGAGCGGAGGGGGGAAACCAGUGUGAUUUCAUAGUGCCUGCAUUUUUUUGUACGUCAGAUUGAAGAUCAGGACAAAUCAGUGCUGUUUGCAUACCACAUAUGCUCCAUGCCACAAUCAGAUUUUAAUUGCUAUAGACAUCCUGGUUUAUCAGCAACAUUUACACAAAAAUCACUCAGCUAUUUUGCACUCUUGUACAAUAGAAUCUAUCGUACACAAUCGGGUGUAUCAAUGUAUGGAAAAUUGUCUUUGUAAAAUGUGUGGUGCAUAUCAAAUAUAUAUCUAUUUUGUUUGCAAUCAAGUGUAUAGUGUUUCCUAAUAUACCCACCUGUCUUAUUUGAUGCUGAAUCUCCAUAUGAUGGUGGGGAAAUGGUGGAUUAUCUUCGUAGCCGGAAUCAAUGUUGAAUAUUAGUCCCCAGUGGUUGAGAAUAAAAAGUGUUUUAUCGC
Callorhinchus milii (elephant shark) is the source of this 5157-nucleotide messenger RNA. It is a transcript of the gene togaram1, whose product is annotated as TOG array regulator of axonemal microtubules 1. Gene Ontology annotation, biological process: microtubule cytoskeleton organization. The record is from RefSeq and is a predicted model, not a curated record. Gene Ontology annotation, molecular function: microtubule binding. Gene Ontology annotation, cellular component: cytoplasmic microtubule; cilium. Lineage: Eukaryota; Metazoa; Chordata; Chondrichthyes; Chimaeriformes; Callorhinchidae.